AUGAAUGUUAUCAUGGAUCACAACUCAUUUCGCUCAGAAUCGACAUGCGGCUCGAUAGGUGGUUCGACCGAUCUACACAAGCCGAGACGUGACACCGACCCCGAGGCUUUAACUCGCCUGGAAACCUCACAGUCGCAUUUUCAACCUCCUGAUGGCCUGCUCAAAGAAGCUGCCUUUGUAAGCGUGGUGUGUAUGGCGCAGUUUAUGACCCAGGCCGGCCUCUGCAUGUCUAUUGCCCCAGUCCAUAUCAUCGGGGAUAGCUUCGGGAUCACCAACCCUGCUUCCUUGAGUUGGUACGCCGCUAGCUAUAGUUUAACUGUGGGGACCUUUAUUUUGGUGGCAGGCAGACUGGGCGAUGUCUACGGUCACCGACUAAUGUUCGUCAUUGGCUUUAGCUGGUUCAGCCUUUGGUCGGUCCUGGCUGGGUUCAGUGUCUGGUCGAAUCAGGUCUUCUUUAAUUUUUGCAGAGCUCUUCAAGGAAUUGGGCCCGCCAUGUUGCUACCGAACGCUAUUGCGAUCUUGGGUCGAACCUAUCCGCCGGGCCUCCGAAAGGAGAUGAUCUUCAGCCUGUUCGGUGCCACCGCUCCUGGGGGUUUCGUUGUUGGGGGUGUGUUUUCUUCCCUUUUUGCUCAGCUCGCAUGGUGGCCCUGGGGAUAUUGGGUCAUGGGGAUGGCUUGUGCAGCCCUGGCAGUUCUGGGAUGGCUUGUCAUUGCAUACGCCCCACAACCUACGUUUAACGACAAUCUUCGCUUGACUGAAAGGUUAGAUUUGCUUGGUGCCACAGCAGGAAUUUCUGGUCUUGUCUUGAUCAACUUCAGCUGGAACCAGGCUGCCUUAGUAGGCUGGGAGAAUCCUUAUACCUUUGUGCUCUUGAUUGUCGGAUUUCUUUGCCUUGGGGCUUUUGCGGCCAUAGAGCGCAAAGCAAUGUGCCCAUUACUGCCUCGAUCAGUCUUUACCGGAAAACUCGCAUGGGUGCUUGGUUGUAUCGCAGCAGGCUGGUCUAGCUUUGGCAUUAUCAUCUAUUACUUCUAUCAGUUCAUGGAAGUAAUCAAAGGAGAUUCACCGCUAUUGGCAACAGCCAAAUGGUCUGGAGCAGCGGCUAGUGGUUCAGUUGCAGCUCUGAUUACGGGGUUCUUGCUUGGCCGAUUGCCUGCAAGCGUAAUAAUGUUUUUUGCCAUGGUCUUCUUCACGGCCGGACUAUCAAUCUUCGCCACUGUCCCUGUCAAUCAGAUUUACUGGGCUCAGGCAUUUGUUGUGAGCCUUAUCACAUCUUGGGGAAUGGAUAUGUCCUUCCCGUCUGGAACACUUAUCCUCAGUAAUUCCAUGCCGAAGCACCACCAAGGGCUUGCAGCUUCUCUCGUCGCCACAACUGUCAACUACUCCAUUUCUCUUGGCCUUGGGUUUGCAGGUACGGUGGAGACCCAUGUCAACGACGCAGGUAGAGAAGUACUCCGGGGAUAUCAUGGGGCCUUAUAUAUGGGCAUUGGUUUAGCUGGGUUGGGGCUGUUGAUUUCAAUUCUCUUCAUGAUAGCGAGUUGGAAACAAUGUCGCGGGAAAGGAUUAUGA
Messenger RNA from Penicillium longicatenatum, 1566 nucleotides. RefSeq names its product MFS transporter. Gene Ontology annotation, molecular function: transmembrane transporter activity. The record is from RefSeq and is a predicted model, not a curated record. NCBI's taxonomy places the organism in Eukaryota, Fungi, Ascomycota, Eurotiomycetes, Eurotiales, Aspergillaceae. Gene Ontology annotation, biological process: transmembrane transport. Gene Ontology annotation, cellular component: membrane. The transcript has 2 exons. The coding region runs from base 1 to 1566 and encodes 521 amino acids.